AUUUUUGGCUGACGUAUGUUGCAGGACUCGGUGGAGAACUUGCACGCCAUCGACAGCUGUGAAUACAUCUGGGAAGCUGGAGUGGGCUUCGCGCAGUCCCCACCUCUCAACUACAUCCAUGAUUUAAAUCGCACCGAGUUGCUGAGGUUGCUGCUCACCUGCUUCUCCGAGGUCAUGUACCUGCCAGCGUCCACCGACAACCACAUCCUCAACCCCUGGGUGACCUUCUUCUGCUCCACUGAGAAUCGCCAUGCUUUGCCGCUGUUCACCUCGCUGCUCAACGUGGUGAGCGCCUACGACCCGGUGGGCUACGGCAUCCCGUACAACCACCUGCUCUUCUCCGACUACCGUGAGCAGCUGGUGGAGCAGGCCGUGCAGAUCCUCAUUGUCACCCUGGAGCAUGACGGAGGGCCUUCCCACUGCCCGUCUUCUCCGUCCAGCGUGGAAGAACACGAGUCCACCGGCCCCGAAAACUUGUUUGUGAAUUAUUUGUCGAGGAUUCACAGAGAGGAAGAUUUUGAUUUUGUACUGAAAGGAUUGGCUCGUCUCCUCACCAACCCUUUGACUCAAACGUACCUGCCUAAUUCCACCAAAAAGAUCCAGUUUCACCAGGAGCUCCUGGUACUCUUCUGGAAGCUCUGCGACUUCAAUAAGAAAUUCCUCUUUUUCGUCCUCAAGAGUAGCGACGUACUGGAUAUUCUGGUUCCAAUCCUCUUCUACCUUAAUGAUGCCCGAGCUGACCAGUCCCGUGUGGGCCUCAUGCACAUCGGCGUGUUCAUCCUGCUGCUGCUGAGCGGCGAGAGGAACUUCGGCGUGCGCCUGAACAAACCCUACGCCCUCCAUGUGCCCAUGGACAUCCCGGUGUUCACGGGCACUCACGCCGACCUACUGAUCGUGGUCUUCCAUAAGAUUAUCACCACGGGCCACCAGCGUUUACAGCCCCUCUUUGACUGCCUGCUCACCAUUGUGGUGAACGUGUCACCAUAUCUGAAAAGUCUUUCCAUGGUAGCGGCCAAUAAGCUGCUCCACCUGCUGGAGGCCUUCUCCACUAGUUGGUUCCUGUUCUCUGCCGUCCAGAACCACCAUCUUGUUUUUUUCCUCCUGGAGGCCUUCAACAACAUCAUCCAGUAUCAGUUUGACGGGAACUGUAAUCUGGUGUACGCUAUCAUCCGCAAGCGUAACAUCUUCCACCAGCUAGCUAAUCUUCCAUCGGACCCGGCCACCAUCCAGAAGGCCCUGCAGAGAAAGAGGAAGUCGCCUGACGCCAUCUCCCGUACCAGCUCGCAGGAGACUGUCUCCAUGGAGGGUUCCCGCCCCGCCGUGCCAGCAGAACCUGGCACCCUGAAGGCCAGCCUGGUCGCCAUACCUGGCAUUGACAAACUGACUGAGAAGUCUCAGGUGUCUGAGGAUGGUACCAUGGUGUCCAUCCCCAAGCUGGAGCACUCGGAGCAGAUCACAGCCAGCGGGACCAGCGACACUGAAUCCAUCUCGGGCAAAGACAAUGAAGAUGUUUUCUACACUGAGGCAGAAAUGGAGAGAACACGUUUGUCAAGCGUCUCUUCAGCAUCACAUUGGGCUCCCACACCAGAGUGGGUCCUCUCCUGGAAGCGUAAGCUCCCCUUGCAGACCAUCAUGCGUCUGCUGCAGGUGUUGGUUCCACAGGUGGAGAAGAUCUGCAUCGACAAGGGUCUGACAGAUGAAUCGGAGAUCCUCAAGUUCCUCCAGCACGGCACGUUAGUCGGCCUGCUGCCCGUUCCUCACCCCAUCCUCAUCCGGAAGUACCAGGCCAACGCUGGCACGGCCAUGUGGUUUCGCACCUACAUGUGGGGUGUGGUCUACCUGCGCAAUGUGGACCCUCCCAUAUGGUAUGACACGGACGUGCGCCUAUUUGAGAUUCAGAAGAUGUAGACUACAGAGCGCGAAGCUGUGUUGAAGGCACCUCAUACUCCUCACGACGCAUGCCGAGUGCUCGUUUAUCAGUUAAAUAUUUUCAAUAGGCAACUCGUUACAUGUUGUUCUGACCUGUGCAGCUGGUUUUAGUUUUAGA
Hippocampus comes (tiger tail seahorse) is the source of this 2047-nucleotide messenger RNA. RefSeq names its product protein HID1-like. Lineage: Eukaryota; Metazoa; Chordata; Actinopteri; Syngnathiformes; Syngnathidae. Bases 16 to 1908 code for a protein of 630 amino acids. Gene Ontology annotation, cellular component: membrane; Golgi medial cisterna; Golgi trans cisterna. The record is from RefSeq and is a predicted model, not a curated record. The transcript has 15 exons.